AACUCAGAAACUUUGCCCUCUGGACCGAUUCUGUCUCCCACUCAAAAAAUUCCAGCACAGUCACGUAAAUAUGACAAAGUCUCUAUACCAAAAACAAAGAAUUACUCUGCAGAAGAAAUAACUGAUGCCUUAUUGCUUGCCCAGAACAUGCCCGGUAUGCUAUCAGCUGAGAAUGCUGACAUUUUGGUCUCAGUGCUUACGCACCCAGACCCUUCAUUACAGCUGUCCGCAUUGAUGGGUAUUAACAAAUGCUCAACUUUUACACGAAAUCAGAAUCUCUUAAGAGAACAUGGUUGUUUAUCCCAGCUGAGUCAUUUAUUGCAUCAACAAGUACAGAAUCUCUCCAACAUGUCCCAGAAUGCAUCAGCCAGUGAAGAGGAUCCAGAAAAAUCCAAGAAAAAACCUAACAAUAUGUCGGAAAGGUUCAUGAAUCUGCUGGCUACGGCCAUCAAUAACCUCUCCUCCAACGAAGAGAACCACAAACAGUUUGAGGACUGCGUACCCAUGUUGGUUGAUAUAGCUCUGGAGGAGGAGACCGGAGAGUCGGUGCGCCUGUCCUCACUUCAAGCCCUCACUAAUCUCUCCGUGAUGGAUCACCACCACAACCACUACACGCGAAUCAUUCAGCGACUCUACGACUUCCUGGACGACAACAGCGCCGGAAUCCGUCUACAGGCAGCCAAGAUCCUCGUCAACCUGUCCUGUAACUCAGAUCUCGUACCACACAUGCUGGCAGCUAAGGCGCCGUCCUGUGUCCUUGACCUGUUGAGGACCACGGCUGACGAGGCCAUGGUUCUGCGCUGGACCACAUUUCUGGCCAACAUUCUCCACACCGUGAGGGAGUCGCACCUCUCGGCCUCGUCCCUGCCCCCCGACGACAAGGCUCCCAGCCCUGAGACUAUGUACUCCGCCCUGUACGGCAUGAACAACAUCGGACACAUCAAGUCCAAGGUCUUCCUCCUCUGUCAGCAUAAAAACGAGGACAUUAAACACCAGGCCUCCAGAAUCUAUCAGACAUUGAACGCUAAAUAAACACUAGGCAUCGAGGAUCUAUCAGACGCUGAACGCCAGAUAAACACCAGGCCUCGAGGAUCUAUCAGACACUGAAUGCCAAGUAAACUGGGUUGUAAAAUUUGUGUGAUUUGUGUGAGAAAGAUGAGAGAUUUUUUUUUCCUGUGAUUUUUAGUUUACAGUGUGUAUAAAGACUUUUAAUGACAUACAUACACUCAAAGUGCUGUGUAUAAAUGGAAUAUAAUUAUAUUUUUUGUUGAGAUAUCGGAUUGUUGUGUCUUUCACUUCAUGCAAUUUUGCAUGUAGAAAUUUUAAUGGGGUUGUAAAUUUUUUUAUUAAAAUUUAUCCCUUCA
This is a messenger RNA of Saccostrea cuccullata (small rock oyster), 1364 nucleotides long. RefSeq lists its product as uncharacterized. The transcript has 4 exons. NCBI's taxonomy places the organism in Eukaryota, Metazoa, Mollusca, Bivalvia, Ostreida, Ostreidae. Gene Ontology annotation, cellular component: mitochondrion. The record is from RefSeq and is a predicted model, not a curated record. The annotation marks the transcript as partial.